Molecule: messenger RNA, 1121 nt
Organism: Durusdinium trenchii
Lineage: Eukaryota; Dinophyceae; Suessiales; Symbiodiniaceae
Source: the annotation of a GenBank genome assembly
AAUAGGUUGACGUUGCUUCUUGCAAGUGGGGUGCCAUGCUGCGUCGCAAUGCCCGACUUCGCAAGGAGUAUUUGUACAAAAAGGCUUUGGAAGAUAGAGAAGCCACAACAUUUGAUAAGAAGAGGAAGCUCCAGGAGGCCUUGGACAAGAAUAAAGCCAUUCCAACAGAGUUGAAAGGCGAGGACAAGAAGUUGCGAAAGACCUUGGAUUUAGCAGACGACCGGACCAAAGAGCAGAGAAAGGCCAUUGAUGAUGAGUACGCUUUUCUCGGCGUGAAGGAUCCCAAAGUGCUCCUGACCACCUCACGAGACCCAUCAUCUCGCCUCAGUCAGUUCUUGAAAGAACUCAGAAUGUUGUUUCCCGGUGCCCAGCGGAUGAAUAGAGGUGGCUACGUGGUGAAGGAUUUGAUGCAGCUGGCAAGGUCACAUGAAAUGACAGAUGUCAUCAUUGUCCACGAGCACAGGGGGGAACCAGAUGGCAUGGUCGUGUGCCACCUGCCAUUUGGCCCCACGGCAUACUUUGGCUUGUCCAAUGUCGUGUUGCGGCAUGACCUAGCGGAAAAGCCUCCAACUAUGUCGGAGGCAAACCCACAUUUGAUUUUCCACGGGUUUACAGCCAAGACCGGCUUAAGACUCAAGACGAUCCUCCAGGCCCUUUUUCCUCCUGCUAAGCAAGCAGGUGAUCGGGUGAUGACCUUUGCAAACCGUUGGCAACGAAUGGCAACGUGCAUGGUGUUUGCACGGUGUCUUUGCGAUGGUGCUCUGUAGAAUGCGCCAGGCUAACCAUGUAACACUGACCGAGAAUGGUCCUCGAUUUGCCAUGAGGCUUUUUCGCUUGGAGCUUGGGGCAAUUGACAUGAAGGACGUAGAGGUUGAAUGGGUGCUGCGACCCUAUUUCAACCGUCAAAAAGAAGCGUUGGCGCUUCCAGAGGAGGAUGACGAGGGAUGAGAUCAGUGGCAUUGCUUCGAACAAUACCACAAGACGAAAAACAAUCGCGACAUCCAGUAGCUCACUACCAAUCGAUUUAAUACAGUUGUUGCAAUUUGCUGUCAAUUUGGAGCUGCGUGAUGCCUGAAGACGACAGAAUGGGAGGCCGUGGCAGAGCAGUUUUUGGAUACUGC